GCACCUCAAAACAAAGUGGGGGCGCAACGAAGUGGGGACUUGCGUUGGCGUGUUUCUCGAACUGGAGGCUGGUUCUACUGCUCUUUAUUUAGCUUUCUUGUUUAGGGUUUUUUGAGAAAGUCACUGGACCUUGACAGGAGGCGGAAGGUCUCACCUCGGUUAUCACCUGUCGUCGUGUUGUCAAACCUGAUGAUGUCAUUCUGUGAGCUGCAGCACGGCCUCUGUCCGAGUUAAAAGCAGGAGGCUUCCUGGGAGGCAGCACUUCGUCUCUGCGCUUCCUCCAGCAGAGUGUCGCAACCCGUCACAGCCCCACCAUGGAGCUCCGAGAGCAGCAGACUUACUUCUGUUUUAUGUCCGUUUUGUUUAUGUGCGUGGCUGCAGACCUACACGCACCUGAAGUCCAAACAAAGCUCGGCAGCCUGAGAGGUACGUUUGUGAGCGUCAAGGGGAAGGAGGCUGGAGUCCAUGCCUUCCUGGGUGUCCCAUUCGCCAAGCCACCUGUAGGCCCUGCUCUGAGACUGGCAGCACCACAGCCUGUGGAGGCCUGGAAUGGAGUGAGGGAUGCCACCCAGCAGCCACUCAUGUGUGUUCAGCAUAUUAAUCGCACUAUUGAUCUGCUUGAAAAAUUGGGUGUAACGCUGCCAGGAAUCCCAGACAUUUCAGAAGACUGCCUUUACCUCAAUAUCUACACGCCUGCAAACAGAGCUCCCAACGCCAAGCUCCCGGUCAUGGUCUGGAUCCAUGGCGGAGGGUUUACUAUGGGGUCAGCUUCAACAUAUGAUGGGUCUGCCAUGGCUGCGUACCAGGAUGUGGUUGUGGUUCUGAUCCAGUAUCGUUUGGGGGCUCUGGGCUUUCUCAGCACUGGAGAUGAGCACAUGUCAGGGAACUUUGGUCUGCUUGACCAGGUCCAAGCUCUGAGGUGGGUCCAGGAGCACAUUCACAACUUUGGAGGAAACCCAGAUUUAGUUACUAUAUUUGGGGAGUCGGCUGGUGGCAUAAGCGUAUGCUUCCUGCUUCUCUCUCCACUGUCCAACGGCCUGUUCCACCAUGCCAUUGCUGAGAGUGGCACUGCUUCAAUGGAUUUAUUCCUGGCAAAUGAUCCUCUACCUACGACACAGAUGGUUGCGAAUGAAACUGGCUGUAGCUUCGAAAGCACAGAGAAACUCGCUGACUGCAUGAAAAACCUCGAUUUCGAUACUUUUAUGGAUCUUACAAAUAAUUUACUAUUAAGUUAUCCCAUAACUGUUGAUGGACACUUCCUGGCCAAACCUGUUGACGAGCUGUUCCAGAAACAUGAACUUCUCACUGUGCCAUUCAUGACUGGUGUUAAUGAUGAUGAAGGGGGCUGGAUAAUUGCUGAUUUCUUUGCUCCUCCGAACUGGGCUGAGGGAAUGGAUCUGGAGCAGGUCCAGAACGUAAUUUCCAUCUUCUACCCUGAUCCCAUCGUCAGAGGUUUGAUCGUAGAGGAAUACAUUAGAAACAGUGAAGAUCGAGUGAAAAAUAGAGAUGGGUUCACAGAGAUGCUGGGAGAUCUGAUGUUCAACAUUCCAGCCAUAAAGGCAGCAAAUACCCACAGAAAUGCAGGCGCCCCUGUGUACCUGUAUGAGUACCAGUAUCCUCCCAAACUCCUGCAGGACAGAAGGCCGAGCUUUGUCGGCUGUGACCAUACAGAUGAAAUCAUGACAGUAUUAGGAUUUUGCUUCGCAACUUCCCAUGUCAAGUUAAGUGGUGAAUGCUCUGAAGAGGAGAUGCAGUUGAGCAGAACCAUGAUGAGCUACUGGGCUAACUUUGCCCGCACAGGGUCUCCCAAUGGGGAUGGUCUUGCCCACUGGCCAAAGUAUGGAGCAGAAGAACACUACCUGAAAAUUCGUUUAAAGGAGCAGGUAACUGGUCAGAGCUUGAAGAAGGACCGGUUUGUCUUCCUGACUCAGACGCUCCUAGAGAAGAUCCAACAACAGAAAGGGAAGAAUCACAGCGAGCUUUAGAGCAGUCACCUCUUCUGUAUCCAGUACAUAAAUUAUAGUUUUUUUUAUGAUUCAGUAUUACCCUUCAACACGCCUCACAAAAUUAAUAUUUUAACAUCUUGAUUUACUUUUUGUAGCCUUUGCAGAACACGUUGUUUGUAAUGUAGAAGGAGGUCCUUUCAAAAUGUUUGUUCAGAGGAUUUUUCCCAGUUCACCAAUUGACCUGAAAGUUGUCCAAGGCAGAUCACUUCAGCUCACUAAGUUUUCUAUAAAAUCUAAAAAGCCCCAAAAGAAAUAUGCAGGGCCUCUUCACCACCAGGAACUCACAGUAUUAAUAUCUACUUUAAUGAUCCAAAAUAAAAAUAUCUUUUGAA
Molecule: messenger RNA, 2338 nt
Organism: Acanthopagrus latus (yellowfin seabream)
Lineage: Eukaryota; Metazoa; Chordata; Actinopteri; Spariformes; Sparidae
Product: cocaine esterase-like
Exons: 13
Coding region: 315-1985 (556 amino acids)
Molecular function (GO): hydrolase activity
Source: RefSeq, a predicted model, not a curated record